UUAACCCAGCUCAUCAAUUAACCUUGGUUACUUAAACCCCAGCACAGCAUUACAAAUUUGGCUUUCCUUCCUUCCCCUAGAGACUAGUCAGUCAGUGAGUCCCUCUUUUUGGUUACCCACUUCAGCCUACCAAAAUGCCACUUCUGCUAGUACUUCUAUUACAUGUUGUCCCUUGAGCAAUCCAACCAUAACAACAAGGGAGAAGAGACCAUGCAUUUAUACCCAUCAUUUCAUCUAUGCUUUCUUUCUUACAAACAAAGUUGAGUAAUUGAGAGUGCCCAGAAAUGAAGAGGUCUCCUAGUUAUUCCUGCUCUUCUUCCUCCUCUUCUUCAUCCUCAUGUGCUGGCCCUGAGAUUCCAACCAACCAGAAACAAUCAGACAAACCCAAGCCCAAACGCAGUAGAAAGACCCCCAACAAGUCUGCUGAGAAAUGCCAAAACUCAGGUAGAAGAAGCUCAAUCUACAGAGGGGUCACCAGGCACAGAUGGACUGGAAGGUAUGAAGCUCAUCUCUGGGAUAAGACUUCAUGGAAUGACAUUCAGAAAAAGAAAGGACGGCAAGUUUAUUUGGGGGCCUAUGAUAGUGAGGAUGGUGCUGCUCAUACAUAUGAUCUUGCUGCACUUAAGUACUGGGGUCCUGGAACCAUCCUCAAUUUUCCGCUAGAGACAUACACCAAGGAACUUGAUGAAAUGCAGAAGGUGUCCAAGGAAGAAUACUUGGCUUCUUUGCGCCGCCGGAGCAGUGGGUUUUCUAGAGGCGUGUCAAAGUAUCGUGGGGUGGCUAGGCAUCAUCAUAAUGGGAGAUGGGAGGCGCGAAUUGGAAGAGUAUUCGGAAACAAGUACUUGUACCUGGGGACUUACAAUACACAAGAAGAGGCAGCGGCAGCGUAUGAUAUGGCAGCUAUAGAGUACAGAGGAGCAAAUGCGGUGACAAAUUUUGAUAUCAGCAACUACAUCGACAGACUCAAGAGUUUAGAGCCACAGGAUCCACCUCUGGAAUGCUCCCAUGUUGCACAAGAACAAGUCGAAGUAAAACAAGAAGUACAUCAAUUUCAACCACAGCUACAAGAACAACAAGAGCAACAACAACAACAUCAAGAACAUAAGGAGGAACAGAUAUUGGUCUCCCCCAAACUUCAGUAUCCACAGGUCGCGCCUUGCAUAGAAAGUAGUACUGCUACAAUGCAGGAUGUCAUGGAUACUACAAAUGAGCACCAGUCCCAGUUCAGUUGGAACUUUUUGGACAAUCUUCUUCCGGUUCCUGACAUCCCACUGGAUAAUAAGCCCUCGGAGUUACCAGACUUGUUUGAGGACUUGGGAUUUGAAGAAAAUUUUGACUUGAUAUUUGGAGGUGCAAGUGAUAUCAAUUUGAGUGGCUUACUGGACACUGCAGCUUGUGGGGUUCAAGCUGGUGUGCCGGAAAACUUGGAUGAUAAUGGGUCUCCAUCUCCUUCUCCUUCUCCAUCUUCAACUACUACAUCGGUUUCUUGUAACUACUCUGUUUGAAGGCCCAAAUCUGAGGCUUGUGGAUUGUUGGGGUUGGUCUAGUUUGUUGUGGUUUGUUGUUGGUGGGUGGGUUGAAGGCAGGGAAUCGAAAACAUGUUUUGGUCGUUUAUGUAUCUUCGGUUAUGGUUAGAAAAUAGAAAAUUUCUUUGUUUCGUAUCAAGAAAAAAUGAAAGCAGAUAACACCAUGGGAUCUUUAUGAAGAGUCUAUCGUCAGUUCAUUUGGUUCAACACAUAAAUUUAUGUUUGGUUCGCAGA
This is a messenger RNA of Fragaria vesca subsp. vesca, 1760 nucleotides long. Its product is annotated as ethylene-responsive transcription factor WRI1-like. Gene Ontology annotation, molecular function: DNA binding; DNA-binding transcription factor activity. Gene Ontology annotation, biological process: regulation of DNA-templated transcription. The transcript is spliced from 7 exons. The record is from RefSeq and is a predicted model, not a curated record. Lineage: Eukaryota; Viridiplantae; Streptophyta; Magnoliopsida; Rosales; Rosaceae. The coding region runs from base 285 to 1505 and encodes 406 amino acids.